Molecule: messenger RNA, 3599 nt
Organism: Sorghum bicolor (sorghum)
Lineage: Eukaryota; Viridiplantae; Streptophyta; Magnoliopsida; Poales; Poaceae
Exons: 16
Coding region: 36-3116 (1026 amino acids)
Biological process (GO): telomere maintenance; DNA repair
Molecular function (GO): DNA helicase activity
Source: RefSeq, a predicted model, not a curated record
AUGAUUCUUCAACCUGUGACAUCAAAAGAGGCACAAUGUUAGCUGAGCUGAUACAUAAUACAGCAUUAAUAAUAUGGGAUGAGGCUCUCAUGACUAAUAGGAGAGCUUUUGAGGCUCUAGAUAGAAGCCUACGUGAUAUACAAUCCAUUCAUUGCAAAGAGGCUUCUGAUGUGCCAUUCGGUGGAAAGGUUCUUGUUCUCGGUGGUGAUGUUAGGCAGAUCUUACCUGUUGUUGAAGGUGGUAGUAGGGCUGAAAUUGUCAAUGCUGCUAUAUUCAAUUCAGUUCUGUGGUCUACAGUUACAGUGCUUACUCUAUCACAAAAUAUGCGCCUCGCUGGAGGCUCUACCAAUCCUGCUGCGCAACAACAGGUAGCAGAUUUUAGUAAGUGGAUGCUAAAUGUUGGGGAAGGAAAUAUUGAGUGCACAGCUAGGGAAGGAGAGACAGAGGCUUCAUGGAUUAAAAUACCACGCGACCUCUUACUUACCACUACUGAUGACAACCUAUCUUCAAUAGUGGCUGCUGUUUAUCCAAAUUUGUUAGAGAAUUACAUAGAUGAUACAUAUCUUAAAGAACGAGCUAUUUUAGCUCCUACAAAUGAUAUAGCUGAAAAAGUGAAUGAAUAUAUUGUCUCUCUGUUGCCAGGAAAUACCAGAGAAUACCUUAGUUCUGACAGCAUAUCAAAAUCUUCAAGUGGUCAUGAGUCUUAUGAACUGUUGUAUCCUGUCGAGUUUCUUAACUCCUUGAAUGGUAACAAUUUUCCCCAGCAUGUUUUAGAUUUAAAGAAAGGUGCGCCGAUUAUGCUAUUGCGUAAUUUGAAUCAAACAGAUGGCCUUUGCAAUGGUAGUAGACUCAUUAUUACACACCUAGGUGACAGAGUUAUACAGGCAAAGCUAAUGACAGGCCCGCACAUGGGUGAUAGUGUUCUUAUACCUCGCAUUUCUCUUACUUUGAAGUCUAAUAAGUGGCCAUUUGUUCUUGAGAGGCGCCAGUUUCCAAUCAAAGUAUGCUAUGCAAUGACAAUCAACAAGAGCCAAGGACAGACUCUCUCCUCUGUUGGUGUUUACCUUAAAAAAUCUGUAUUCAGUCAUGGUCAACUUUAUGUAGCUAUUUCUCGCGUCACUUCAAGACAAGGUCUUAAGUUGCUCAUAGAAGAUGAAGAUGGAAAUUGUACAGAUGAAACAAGGAACGUUGUUUACAAAGAACAACAAACAAUGCAAGACUACAGAAAGCAAAGGAUUUAUAUAUCAGACCUUACACUUCAACCCGAAAACAGAGAAAUAUGUGCUCGUGUCAUGAGAAAAUGGGUGUUUGAUGGAAAUGAUCCUGGUGGUCCUAUUCGUCAUAUAAGUCUUGUUCUAGCUGAUGAAAAAGGAAACACCAUUUUCGCUCAAAUUCUAGAGGCGCAUGUGCACAAAAAAGGAUCUUUAAUACAUGAACAUGGAGUUUACAUAAUCAGCAAGUUUAUUGUUAGAGCUUCCAAGCCGACCUAUGUUCCAUUUGAAAAGGACCUCAUGAUUGAGUUUACUGCAUACACUACUAUUGUAGCAGUCAAGAAUCCGCCCAACACUUUCCCCACCUAUGUUUACAACCUUACUUCUUUCUCUCAAAUCAAUCCAGUUGGUAUAGCCCGAACAAAAUUUGUAGACGUUCUAGGUAUUCUUACUUCUGUCGGUGCUCCAAAAACAGUGCCCAUUGUCAGAAAAGAAACUGUGGGUAUAGUUCGAGAAGUUAUGAUAAAAAAUCUAAGCAAUGAAGAACUUAGGAUCAGUUUAUGGGGUGACCAAGCAACAAAAUUCACCGCUGUUGAUAUGUUGGCCUCAAAUAACGCUCAGUCAAUUGUCGUCCUUUUUGUUGGUUGCUUACCUCGAAGUGUCAAUUAUCAAACUCACCUCACCGGUGGGAAUGCCUGUCGCUGGUUCCUAAAUCCCGACAUCAAAGAGGCGGAACCUUUCUAUACUAGCUUGAGGCAGAAUCCUGUUCCAGUGUAUCAAGCUCCUCUGGAACACCAUACACAACAAGUGGAACCUAUCAUACUGGAACACAAAAAUCUUGAUGAAUUAAACGCCAUGGAUCCAUUUGACUUCCCGAGAGAAGGUUUCAAGUGCACUGUUACGAUCACAUCUGUGCCACAGGAUUAUAGAUGGUCAUACUAUGGAUGUGCAAAAUGCAAAAAAGCAAUUACAGAGGUGGCUGUUCCAUUUAGGUGCAGCGUGUGUGCCUGCAAGGAAGCUAAGAACCUAUAUAAACUUUCCUUCGUUGCUACAGAUGAUACAGCUGAAGGCAUGUUUUUUUGCUUUGAUGAAAUAUCUCGUAUGAUCAUAAAACGGAAUGUAGAUUAUGUCUUGAGAAUGGCUAUGAAAGCCUCUGGACUACCAAAAGAAAUAACAGACAUCGUGUCAAAGAAAUUCACAUUCAAUGUCAUCUUAACGAAGGGAUCCUACUAUGAUGGCCAUAAAACAUAUGAGGUCAGGUCCAUCAUGCGUGAUUUCCAGAUGGAAGCUUAUAAAGCCAAGUUGCUCUUAACUCAACCGCUUAUUUCCCCUUUAAGCGAUGCACCACCCAAUUUGACAAUUGAGAGCCCUUCACAAAUUUCCACACAGAGUAAUCAGAUAACAAGGCCACCUGAUCUUAUAGACAUUGCUGAAAGCUCACACACACCUCUAGGGAUGCUCAGCCCUGAUACUAUACCACAAAAGAUUGGUCUUUCUAAGCCACCUGCAGCACACAACACGGCUCAAAGGGUGCUAUUUCCACCACUUAAAGCAAACACUGAGAUGCUUGGAAAAGAAACAGAUAGUACUAAAGAGAUAGAGCAAACAUCCAAAGCAAUCUUAACACAUAGAUUAGCUAUGGAUGUAACGAAGUCUACGACUGAUAACGUAUCAAACAUACAUGAAGUAGGUCCUACUGCCACGGUGUUGCCUGAUGAUAUAUCAGUACAAAAGAGUGCAAUACAAAACAAGAGCACCGGUGCAAAUAAUGUCGGUCAAAAUGAUCCCACUACUGAAUCUGACAAAACACAUACACAGGAAUCUAAAAAGCGCAAGUUUGGCGAUCCACCAAAACACACUAAAGAAAGAACCCAAAAGUCCACAUGCAGUGACAAUACAAAAUAGAGACUAUAUUGUGGUACAAUCUUAUAAUUAAUGGAACAGGGCGCACAAUCUGUAAUAUUAAUGCCUAAGCACUCUAUGCUCUAUUCUUUAUCUAUUGAUACUUUGUCUUCAUCUAUAAUACUUUGAUUACACGUCGCUACGAAAGUAUUUCCUCUUUUUUGUGACAGGUACUACCAAUUAGGAACGUAUCUGCCCCACCAUUUUGCAAUGCUACAAAGGUUCGAGUCACAGAUUCCAGGACCAACAGUGUAGUUCUUACAUAAUAAUUAUAUGAAUCCUAGGAACACUCCAAACUACUUCCAGUGUCGUGAAAUCUGAAUUGCUUUAUGUAAUAAUGGUAUGUAAUCUUGAAUGUCUUAUACAUAUUUCAAGUUUAUGGUACUAUCUCGUGGACAGUGUAUUCUGCCACACCAAUGGAAUAUACCGCAACUACGUAGGCAGGAAACAAACUAUGCUAAAUAUCUACCGAUUUCAUUUGGGCCA